Gossypium raimondii (Peruvian cotton) is the source of this 1367-nucleotide messenger RNA. Its product is annotated as KH domain-containing protein At1g09660/At1g09670. Gene Ontology annotation, biological process: regulation of mRNA splicing, via spliceosome. Gene Ontology annotation, cellular component: nucleus. Gene Ontology annotation, molecular function: mRNA binding. The record is from RefSeq and is a predicted model, not a curated record. NCBI's taxonomy places the organism in Eukaryota, Viridiplantae, Streptophyta, Magnoliopsida, Malvales, Malvaceae.
AUGAAUGAAGCAGGAAUAAGGGAAGGUGAUAUAUAUAUGAUGGGGGAGAGGAUCCCACCAGGGAGUUACUUUCAGUAUCCGCCUUCUGGAGUUCCUGCUUCUCCUCAUAGGGCUUCUUCUCUUCCUACAGAUCGUGAUAGAUAUUUAGCUGAAUUAUUGGCAGAGAAACAUAAGUUGGUACCUUUUACCCAAGUUCUGCCUCUAUGUACCAGGCUCGUUAAUCAAGAGAUCAGAAGGGUCUCAAGUCUUACUCCUAGUUUUGUCGAUCAAGAGCGAUUUGAACAUGAUAGUCCUUUCAGGUCAUUAGGUCAACAUCCCAAUGGGAGACAGAUGGAUUUGGAGGGUUGGUCUGUAAUGCAAACAGAGGAAAAUGGGCAUAUGCAACGAGUUCCUCCAAUUCAAGCUGCAUCAGUGGGUUGGCCCGGUUUGCCUAGAGCCCCUACAACACCGAUUGUAAAGAGAGUUGUUAGACUUGAUGUUCCUGUGGAUAAAUAUCCAAAUUACAAUUUUGUUGGCCGAAUUUUGGGACCACGGGGAAACUCCCUAAAGAGAGUUGAAGCCAUGACAGAGUGUAGGGUGUACAUACGAGGCAAGGGUUCAGUCAAGGAUUCUGUAAAGGAAGAGAAACUGAAAGAUAAACCUGGAUACGAACAUCUUAAUGAGCCACUGCAUGUGUUGGUGGAGGCUGAAUUUCCCGAGGAUAUGGUAAAUUCUCGUCUGGAGUAUGCUGUUGCAAUACUAGAUAACCUUCUGAAGCCAGUGGAUGAAUCCUUGGAUAGCUAUAAGAAACAGCAGCUUAGGGAGUUAGCUUUGCUAAAUGGUACCUUAAGGGAAGAGAGCCCAAGCAUGAGCCCAAGUAUGAGCCCAAGCAUGAGCCCAGGUAUGUCGCCUUUCAACAGUACGGGAAUGAAGCGGGCGAAGACGGGAAGAUGAAGAAAUCCCUUGUUUUCUGCUGGUUCUGAUCAUCAAUUGAAAUCGAGAUGGCUUGGCUUGGCUUUUGUGAUGGAUGAUGUAUUUCACCUUAACUUAGGGAGGCUGAGUUAGGAAGAUCUAAGUCAAAACUCCCAUCAGUUUUUGGGCUGCAUAUGGGUUUUCUUCUCCACUGAUAUUCCUUUUCUUUUCCUUCUUUUAUGUAUUAUUCAUUGCCCCUCCCAUAAGGUUUGACGUCAGUCUGUAUUUCCACUAGUUCAAGAAUAACUUGUUUCCCUAAUUAUUUUCGCCUGCUUCCGAUGUGCUCCCAUGAUUCUUUGUACUGACAAUUUUACAUGCAUAUUUCUAUGUAUGCCCUUCGUCAUAAGAUACAAUCAGUCCCUUGUAUUAUCUUUUACCUUCAUAGCAAGUAUUAUCUCUCUAUCUUGUUCAUUUUA